GCAAGGAGCCGCGGGGCGCAAAGCCUAGCCGCCGCCGCCAUGGGGCAGAUCGAGUGGGCCAUGUGGGCCAACGAGCAGGCGCUGGCGUCCGGCCUGAUUCUCAUCACUGGAGGAAUUGUGGCCACCGCCGGCCAGUUCACCCAGUGGUACUUUGGAGCAUACUCCAUUGCAGCAGGAGUCCUUGUCUGCCUGCUGGAGUACCCCCGGGGGAAGAGGAAGAAAGGCUCCACUAUGGAGCGCUGUGGACAGAAGUAUAUGACGUCUGUGGUGAAGAUGUUUGGGCCCCUCACCAGGAAUUACUACAUCCGGGCCUUCCUGCACCUUGUGCUGUCUGUGCCUGCAGGCUUCCUGCUUGCCACCAUUCUCGGGACUGCCUGCUUGGCCAUCGCAAGUGGCAUCUACCUGCUGGCGGCCAUCCGCGGGGAGCAGUGGACCCCCAUUGAGCAGAAGCCGCAGGAGCGGCCGCAGGUGGGCGGAACCAUCAAGCAGCCACCCAGCAACCCCCCGCCCCGGCCCCCGGCCGAGGCCCGUAAGAAGCCAAGCGAGGAAAAGGAGGAGGACACGGCAGCUGGAGGCUCCCCGGGCGGCGCCCAGACUAACCCCCUCCCUGUGACCGACGAGGUUGUGUGACUUCCCCCGCGCGGCCACCAGGCGGCGCCCGCAGUAUCUGACAAUAAACGGAAUGAACACA
Molecule: messenger RNA, 691 nt
Organism: Trichechus manatus latirostris (Florida manatee)
Lineage: Eukaryota; Metazoa; Chordata; Mammalia; Sirenia; Trichechidae
Product: cytochrome b-245 light chain
Exons: 6
Coding region: 40-630 (196 amino acids)
Molecular function (GO): heme binding
Source: RefSeq, a predicted model, not a curated record